CUUAUUAAGGCCUUUAAGAAGAAGCUCUAUCAUUGCUGUAAGGCUACAGAGAAACCCUUCCUUACUAAGCAACACAAGGCAGACCAGGUUCAGUGGGCAUGGGAGCACCUUGACUGGAGCGACGAUCAAUGGGCUGGUAUAGGCUGGAGCGACGAUAUGAGCGCCCAGGCUGGCCCUGGCGAAGUGUGGGUGACAAGGCGCGCUGAGGAGCGCUUCCUGCCUGCCUGCUGCGUUGCUAGAUUCAAGGGCUACUCUAGCUGCAUAGUGUGGGCGAUGAUAUUAAGGGAUAUGAAGGGCCCUCUGGUUUGUACGAAUAAGAAGCAGUUAAUUAACUCAGAAGUAUAUAUUAAGCACAUCCUGCCUCUAUACACAGGCAAGGAGCUAACCUUAAUAGAGGAUAACGCAUCUAUCUAUACAUUAAAGGCCACAAUAGCUGCUGAGCAGGCCCUAGGUAUCCCAAAGAUCUCAUGGCCAGCGAACUCACCUGACCUUAACCCUAUUAAGAACGUCUGGCAGAUCUUAAAA
Molecule: messenger RNA, 525 nt
Organism: Lindgomyces ingoldianus
Lineage: Eukaryota; Fungi; Ascomycota; Dothideomycetes; Pleosporales; Lindgomycetaceae
Exons: 3
Molecular function (GO): nucleic acid binding
Source: RefSeq, a predicted model, not a curated record